Messenger RNA from Lolium perenne, 1623 nucleotides. RefSeq lists its product as uncharacterized. The record is from RefSeq and is a predicted model, not a curated record. NCBI's taxonomy places the organism in Eukaryota, Viridiplantae, Streptophyta, Magnoliopsida, Poales, Poaceae.
ACUAGACCGAACGAGCGAGAGGAAAAGACAGAAACGCCCCAACGGUCGUCUCCCCCACGCUCCCCGUCCUUUCUUGACUCCAUGGCCGGCGGCGGCGGCUCGCCGGCGCGGGAGGGCGUAGGCGGCCGGGCGGAGUGGCUGCGAAUCUACGACCGGAUGGUGGCCAUCCUCCGCAAGAACCACCGGCACGUGGAGGCGCUGCUCGCCGACCGCGCGCGCCUGGAGGCGCUCGUCAAGGUCCAGCACGAGUUCUGGGUCGCCCGCGACGGCCUCCUCCGGGCCCGCCUCAGCGAGACGCGGAGGGCGGAGGCGUGCGUGCGGAAGGGCCACGAGGCCAGGCUGGAGCUGCUCCUCGGGGACAAGGAGCGGGCCGUCCGGCGCUACCAGAUCUACGCCAAACAUCAAGAUGACGACCUGGAAGAUUUCAAGACUUGUGCAGUAGCUUUGGCUGAAGAAAACACUAAACUGAAGUUGAAACUGGAGGAAGCUGAAAAUUCUGGCGAGCUUAGCGAGAAAACUACGGAACAUGAGCACAGUGUAAGAAAUUGGAGAUCUGAGAUUAGGGAGUUCAAGAAAGCCUAUAAGAACCUGAGCUCAGAGAAGGAUAAGGAAGUUUCUGCAUUACUCGCAGAAAAGGAUUUUGUGUGGAACCAGUACAAGACAAUGGAAAAAGACUACGAUUCGCUCCUUAAGAAGAAGAAAAUAGAGGCAGCACAGGCUACUGAAGCAGCACAAAUGCUGCAGCGGAAGGUGGAGGAGCUGCAAGUGGCGGCCCAAAAGAAGGAUGAUGACAUUAGCAGAUUACAAGCAGAGGCUAAUGGUGCCAACAAGAUGAUACUACUUCUUGAGAAUAAGCUACAAAAACUGCACUCCCUGCAUAGUCAGGAAGACGACGAAACCCCAAAAGUCAAGGGUGGGCACCUGCAGGCUAGUCAAAAGCGAAAGCAGGAUAUCAGUGGGACACGUAGAAAAUCUAGGUCUGAAGUUGUGUCUCUACGUGGGAAAUCCAAAAAUAAUCCUCAGAGGCAAAUGGUAGAAGAUCAACCUGAGACCAGUCAGAAGCGUCAGUGUGCCUCUUCCUUAUCAAAUGGUGUGGGUCUUCGACGUUGCUCCUCGAGGAUGCACCUGAAACCUGCGUCGUCACCUGCACCUCAGCAGGUACUCUUCCACUCCAGUUUCAAGGUUCCAAAGCUGAAGACCCCAGCUCCAGUUUCAAGGUUCCAAAGCUGAAGACCCCAGCUCCUCCCCCGCCCCUGUAGCCUGAUCUGACAGUACCCUGACUGACGUGUGUGCAGCUGCUGUUAGACACCCGCCGUGAUGACGGUGUAAUGUAGGUGAAGCUAACCUUAUCCUGUUCAGCGCGUCCCGCUCCCCAUUGGAAGCGGCGAUUGUGUUUGUAACUUAUCUGUGCCCUUAUUUUUUGGAUGUCUUUUGUAACAUAUGUCAUGGGCGCUGUGUAAUAUAUUGUGAUUAACCAUGUAAUGCCCUUGGGCCGGAAUCUGUGCUAGUGUCAGCUUGGUUUGAUUUGUGAAACAACUUUGGUCCCAUAGCUUGUAUAGGUAUAAGUUUUAUUUCAGCCCUGAAGAGUUGAGUCUCUUUUGGUUAAUUUGUUUUAUUUUUCUA